AAUAAUGAAAUUCUGAAAUAAUGUUAGGGUGGUGAACUUCCUUUUUAUGUUACAAAUGCUCAAAGUGAUGUCCAUCGGCGGCGAUACACUGUCUGAAACGAGAAAUCGGGGACUAUGACACUGUUUCUAUCUCUUCUGACGUGAUAGCCGCACAAGCUGUAAUAAUUCUUCGAUUCUUCGUGUCUUCCGGAGUAGUCGAUUACUGUUGAUAAAUGUCGACUACAACAAAAAAUCGCAAUAAAAUGCAAACCAGGGGGCAGAUGUUGAAUAUAAUGCACCGAUUGAUUGAAAUAAUUGGAAGGCAAAUAUUUUUGUUUAUUGCAUUCCUAAAAGGUCCUGCCAAUCAUCAACCAGCUAUAAAGGAUUUAACACUUUUACACAGUGCAACAACCUUAGCUUUUAAAAUUCGGAAUAAACAGUUAACAUCAGAAAAUGUAGUACAAUCAUACAUAGAUCGGAUAAGAGAUAUCCAACCAUUGUUAAAUUGUGUAGUAGAGGAACGCUUUGAAGAUGCUCUUAAAGAGGCAAGGAAGUGCGACGAAGUCUUAAAAUCUGAGACUGCUCCAUCCCCCCAAGUAUUAGCUGAAGAGAAACCUUUCUUUGGAGUGCCUUUCACAACAAAGGACUGUAUAGGAAUUGAAAACAUGAAACAAACAGCUGGUUUGACUGUUCGCAAAAACAUUGUGGCUCAGCAAGAUGCAGAAGUAAUAAGGUUGAUGAGGGCAGCAGGUGCGAUCCCUCUUGCUACAACUAAUGUUUCAGAAUUAGCAAUGUGGUGGGAAACUAGUAAUUGUUUAUAUGGUACCACAAAAAAUCCCUACAAUACUAGACAUAUUGUUGGAGGAUCAUCGGGAGGUGAGGGCUGCAUACAAGCGGCAGCUGGUUCACCAUUGGGAAUAGGAUCGGACAUCGGUGGUUCCAUUCGUAUGCCAAGUUUUUUCAACGGAAUUUUCGGGCACAAACCAUCUAAAGAUAUUGUUUCUAAUGAUGGUCAGUAUCCAAGUGCUCAGAGUGAAGACCAAGAUCGGUUGCUUGCAAUCGGUCCCAUGUGUAGAUAUGCACAAGACUUGAAGCCCACUUUAAACAUUCUUGCAAACAAGAAUGCACACAUAUUACGCUUGGAAGAGAAAGUAGACAUUUCGAAAAUCAAGUUCUAUUAUAUGGAAGAUGAUGGAGGUCAGUUCUUAACGUCUCCAGUGGAUCGGGAAAUAAAGCACGCUAUGAGGGACGUGGUACGUUACCUCGAAAUAGCGCAUAAGAUUAAGGCGACCAAACUCAGUAUCAAUAAACUGAAAAAGAGCAUCGCCCUUUGGAUGGCCAAUAUGAGUUGUAAAAACGAGAAAGACUUCACGUAUGAAUUGUCUAACAGAAAGGGCCACAUUAACCUUUGGUGGGAGUUCUUGAAGUGGGCAAUGUUCAUGAGCAAUCAUACAUUAAUAGCAUUAAUCACAGCUAUGUUUGAAAAGUACUCAGUGAAACAUGGAAGCGAGAAACACACUAAACUGAUCCAAGAAAGUAGGGAUCUCUAUCGAGAGUUUCAGGAUAUCCUCGGAGAAGACGGUGUGUUUUUGUAUCCAACGCAUCCAACCGCAGCGCCACUGCAUCAUGAACCACUGAUUAAACCAUUCAACUUUUCAUACACGGCAAUUAUUAAUGUAUUAGGCUUACCCGCAACUGCUUGCCCUUUGGGAUUAAAUUCGCAAGGGCUUCCCAUUGGUAUUCAGAUCGUUGGUGGUCUACAUCAAGACCGUUUAACUAUAACAGUUGCCGAAGUGUUGGAACGACGUUUUGGAGGAUGGGUUUCGCCCGCUAUCCUAGCUUGAGUUUCAUACUUGUUAGACAACAAUGCACGUGUAAAACUACUAGCCUGCCAUCACAAUUUUUGGGUAAAAAAUUUCUGCUCGAAUAUCAUGACGGAAAAUGAUAAGGUAAAGUACAAAUUCUCGCAUUCAAAAAGUAGAUAUAUACGUGCCGUAAUGUUUUUUUUUUUUGUUUAAUGUACUUGGGGGUGUAUAAUGACAUAAGAACAGUGCGGUAAAGAUGUAGAAUGGGCAUAUUUUCUGCAUUGAUACCCAUGUUCAAGUAUUGUGCACAACAGUUCUUUGGGGUCAGUGUGUAUAUUUAAAUGUAAUUAUUAAUAUAAAAAAUAUUGUCCUCCAUUUAUUUUCACAUUCUGACUGUAGCAAAUAUUUUCGUAUCUCACUACUGUGUAAUAAUGAGUAUGAGAAUCAUAAAAAUUACUGUCCGUUUUGUAACCGACCAUGAAUUGCAUUUCGUCAACUACGGUACCAAAAUCGAGUCAAAUUAUAAUUCGAAAUAUGUCUUCGAAUAAAAGAACUUAUAUAUAA
Molecule: messenger RNA, 2348 nt
Organism: Dufourea novaeangliae
Lineage: Eukaryota; Metazoa; Arthropoda; Insecta; Hymenoptera; Halictidae
Product: fatty-acid amide hydrolase 2
Exons: 7
Coding region: 213-1823 (536 amino acids)
Source: RefSeq, a predicted model, not a curated record